Leishmania mexicana MHOM/GT/2001/U1103 is the source of this 468-nucleotide messenger RNA. RefSeq lists its product as hypothetical. NCBI's taxonomy places the organism in Eukaryota, Euglenozoa, Kinetoplastea, Trypanosomatida, Trypanosomatidae. The record is from RefSeq and is a predicted model, not a curated record. The transcript has a single exon. Bases 1 to 468 code for a protein of 155 amino acids.
AUGCGGCUGGAGCUUAAGGAUUUUGUGCAGGCCACCCGCAGCAUGCAUCAGCAGCCAGGCGGGGUGAAGCGAACCCGGCUGAUGCUGCGGCUGCGCCCCUACCAGAGCCGCAAGACCUUUGUACUCAAGGCCACCGAUGGCCGAGUAACGAUGACGACGCGGGUGGCGCAUCAAGGCCAGAUCAGGAUGGUGGAGAGCCUCGUGAACGAGUUUGUUGCGGAGUGCACCAGGGCAUCUGUAGGCAGCCCUGUGCCGUCCACCGCGACUGCGAACGCUGGAGAGCAGCAGGCGGCAAGCGCGGCUGCCGCGUCUUCCGUCUCUGCUGCUGCUGCUGCGACAGGGCAGCCAGGCGCUGGCGGCUCGGUGUCGCACCGGCAGCAGACGCGGCUCGCCUCCGCCCAGGGCAGCAGCCACAGCAGUGGCAACGCUGGGAGGCAGGGUAAGGGAAGCAAGGGCAAGCGCCAUUAA